Messenger RNA from Dictyostelium purpureum, 330 nucleotides. RefSeq lists its product as uncharacterized. The transcript has a single exon. The annotation marks the transcript as partial. NCBI's taxonomy places the organism in Eukaryota, Evosea, Eumycetozoa, Dictyosteliales, Dictyosteliaceae. The record is from RefSeq and is a predicted model, not a curated record.
AAAAAAGCAAUACAUGACAUUGUUAAAGGUUAUAAAGAAAAUAGAAUAAUGGAAGUAUUUGACCUCUAUUAUCAUGAAGAAGUUGUAACCUAUAAUAACGGUGAUUCCACAGGUCGUAUUGGUAAAGCACAAAACCGUACUAUGAGACAAGAAUUCGCCUCAAGAAUUACCGUCACCGAAAUUGGAAUCCUCAAAUUAAUUUGUGAUGGUGAUAACUCAUGCUAUGAAAUUUUCAUUGAAUAUACCACCAACGAAGGUGAAAAAGUCCGUAGAAGUAAAUGGUUAUUCCAAGAAUGGAAAAAUGGCCAAAUCAUCAAAGAGCAAUACCAC